Molecule: messenger RNA, 1196 nt
Organism: Cloeon dipterum
Lineage: Eukaryota; Metazoa; Arthropoda; Insecta; Ephemeroptera; Baetidae
Exons: 4
Coding region: 83-871 (262 amino acids)
Source: RefSeq, a predicted model, not a curated record
AAAAACAAAGUAAACAAUCGAGCCUUUUGCUUGCUCACAUUUUGUCCAAUUUUUCCGCAGUUUUCCUUACACGUAAGUCGUGAUGUUGAACGUCGGCAACGUUAAUGCGUUCGGAAAGAGUUCGCGACAAGGGCGGAGCGAGGGGCAGCAGCAAGUCCGAGAUUUGAAAGAUUUACGGAGUAAGAGCGACGCCCAGCUCCUCGAAUUGCUCCAGAGACAGAGACACAUUCUCCUUCAAAAGAGUUUGAUGGCAAAGCUGGCUGACGGAGGCGAGAAAAUAAAAGGCCUGGUUAAUCGUAUUGAGGAGGAGCUGAAAUACAGGGACCUGAAGAACGCCGGUGCCCAGAAGGUAGAAGCCGAUUUUGGAGAAAGAAUCGAGUGGAACGUCAGCGAUGAGGAGGUGAAACCUGCGCUGCCGGAAAAAUCUUCUGAUCCUCUUUUAAAUUAUUUGAAGCAACAAAAAACAAAUAUGAAGAUUAUGGACCCGUUUGCGGAGCAAAUUUGUUCGAAAUAUGGCUCUCCAAAAGAACACGCUUCGGUAACUGACAGAUUUAUGCCUCACCGAAGUUCAGAGGCCAAAAGAAGACUUUCGCCACGCUCGGGAAGUAGUGUGGAAAAUCACAGCACGCAGGAAAUUCCUAUAAGAGACUCUUUGCUGCUGCAGAAACAAAUUAAUACAGAAUCUAAACUCCUCAAAGCAAACACGCAGCUUGCAUCGUGGAGGCAAUUGGCUGCUGUUAUUGAUAGUGAUGAAAGUGACGCUGAAGACGAAGAGCAAAGUGACGAAGAAGUAGACCCAGAAAUAAAGGCUGAAGAAGAAGACGCUCCAGAGCUACCUGAUCUCGACGAUGCUACAAUUUCAGAAAGAUGAAUUAAUUAUUUCUUUAUUUAUUACUUCGCAUCAAAAUCUCUUCGUCAUCUUUUCAUUUUCUUGUUCGCAAUAAAAAAUUGAUCGAUCAGACAAUAAGCUGUCAUAUUUUCCUUAAUGCUUGGAGAAGUAUAAAUGAACUCAAUGGAGUCUGGGGAAUAUUGGCAUAACAUUUUAAUUUUAUUGAAACAGUCUUUUGCGACUUGAAUAUUUUUAAUUCUUUGACAGGUCUCAAGCACGACUGGAAGAUAAUUAGUUGAGAGAUCAAUUUAUUUACCUAAUGAAAAAGCAUGGAUAUAAAUAAAUUCAUCGACAAUUUAAUCGUUAA